AUGGUUAAAGUAAACAUAAAAAAAAAAAUGAUUAAGUCACCUACUUUUUCCGCAAGAAUACUUUGAAACAUAUCAGUAUGUAUACGUAUUAUCUUCCGCGGUAGUAAUUCAAUAAAUACUGCAAUUUUCUUUUCUUGUACCCAUUUUGAUGUCAGAUCAAUCUUAAGUAGAUUAUCUAAAUUUACCUUUUUUAUUUCAGAGAGUAUUAAUUUGCAAUUUACUUGGCUUGGCGAACGAUAAUAUCUUUUAUGAAAAUUUGAAAAGAAAGUUGGCAGAAAUGCUAAAUUCGGAAGAGAGCGUAAAAACAAUUGAGGAUUUGGGACUUCUUGAAGAAGAUUUAGUAUUGAAAUUAAAUACUCCUCUUGAUACUCUGACACAUUAUUUAUCGAAAAAGCUGUGCUAUGAUAAAAAUGAACGAGAUCUUGUAAUUCUAAGGCACGAUAUUGGAAUACUUUGGCCAGAUAACAGAAGAGAAAACAGAGGAAUUAAUUUAGUAUUGUAUGGUGAACCACGAGGUUAUUCUGCCAUGGCGCGCACUGUUGGGUAUCCGACGGCAAUUGCAGUUAAAAUGAUUCUUGAUGAUGAAAUUCAACAACGAGGUGUGGUUCUUCCAUUUACUCCUGAUAUUUAUCGGCCUAUACUUAAUCGAUUAAAAGCUGAAGGAAUAGAAUUCUUUGAGACAUCCACGUGGGUUUGACAUAUUUGUAAUAUUAAUAAAUAAUUUUAAAUAUAAUAUAUUUAAAACAGAAAACUUUCGUACUUGUAAGUUAACAAUAUUGUUAAUAUAAAAAGACAACAAUAUGAUUGUUACACAUCAUUUGAACAAACUUUUAUCAUAGUGACAGUACUAUGAAAGUAAGAUUAUAUUUUAUAUUAUUAUUACUUAAUACAUGUAUAUUAUUCCUUUUCAAUUUAAUUAUUAAGCAUUUCAAUGACUAUGACGAAUGUAUGUAAUGAACUUGUAUAUAAAAUAUAUAAUGAACUUGUAUAUAAAACAAAGUAAUAUUAUUUAUAUUAUCUUGAAAAUAUAAAAUUAUUAUUUGGUUAGGUGUAGGUUAGGUUAUACUAUACUUUAUAUCAACGAUUUCCUAUGUUACGCGUAUCCUUGAGGGUACCUAGCAAACUGAUUUGUGAUACACGAAAAUAUUGAUAAUGGCACAGACGAGAUAUAUGAAUAAACCAAGUAUCCAAUGUAUUUUUUCGGCCACGAUGUCCCGUUACCAUUUUC
This is a messenger RNA of Heterotrigona itama, 1228 nucleotides long. The record is from the annotation of a GenBank genome assembly. NCBI's taxonomy places the organism in Eukaryota, Metazoa, Arthropoda, Insecta, Hymenoptera, Apidae.